This is a messenger RNA of Drosophila santomea, 739 nucleotides long. RefSeq lists its product as uncharacterized. Bases 56 to 607 code for a protein of 183 amino acids. The record is from RefSeq and is a predicted model, not a curated record. Lineage: Eukaryota; Metazoa; Arthropoda; Insecta; Diptera; Drosophilidae. The transcript has a single exon.
AGCAGCAAAUCCCAGAUUCACAGAUCCACAGAUCCACAGAUCCACCAGAGAAAUCAUGAGCAAGUUCAGCAUUUGCCUCCUCCUCGUCGUCCUGGCCAUCGCCGCCAUUCACGCCGAUGGCGAUCGUCGUCCAUGUGUGGGUCGCUGCACCGGACUGUCCAGCGCCGGCAAGAGCGUGUGCAUCCGGAACAAGGCAACCAAUGUGUGCACCCGCCUGCCGGCCUGUCGCCUGCGGGAGAAGAACUGCCGCCGUCGGGACAGUGGACUGGAACCCAUCCGUGAGACGUGCAUCACCCGCUGCCGCAACGUUCCCGGCACCAGCGGCGUCGGCCAGUGCGCCACCCGGCUGCGUCCACGUCCCCAGUCGGAUGGAAAGCGCAUCAGGGAGUGCCAGAGGAGGGUGUGCCUGGAUGACAAGCUGGCCAGCUGCUGGAGGGACCAGCAGGGCGCCUGCAUCCUGCAGACCCGCUGCGAGGCCCAGAGGAGGAACUGCGUCCGCAAUCCGCUCAACCAGUGGGUGAGGGCCAGCGAGUGGAGCUGCCAGGGCAAUGUUGUGGGCGGUGGCAUCCGUCGCUGCCGCACCAGGCCCAUCAUCAUCAAGGAUUGAGAUUCCUUGCGACUUUGGCUCUACACGCGGCUCCCGACUUGAAUCCUGGCAUUGACCUCUAGCUUUUACAUACUACUUUUUUUUUGUCCAACUUCUUUCGGCUUUUUUGCCUAUAUUAUAACCGUACAAACA